AUGUGGAAGCUGGUUUGUCCUCUGCUUCUCCUUUGUUUACCUCCAGCUGUGGUUCCCCUCUUCUGUUACACCUGUGUGUUCCCCACCGCCUCUCCUCUGGACUGCAUCCAAUUCCCCCUCAUGUGCCCCCCUGAGCAGGUCUGUCUGUCCAGCCGAGCUGUGGGCGUGAAAGGAGAUUUCCGUGUGGUGUUAAAUGAGAAGAGCUGCAUCCUGCCCUCAAUGUGUGGAGUCACGGGUGAAAAAUACACCAUGGGGCUCAACUUCACCUUCACCAAUGAAUGCUGCGAUACACAUCUGUGCAACGGAGCUUCAACACCUCCUAAUCCCUCCUGGACUGUCUCAUUACUCCUUCUAUUUAUUCUAAACACAGUUUGGUAA
This is a messenger RNA of Cheilinus undulatus (humphead wrasse), 378 nucleotides long. RefSeq names its product lymphocyte antigen 6B-like. The coding region runs from base 1 to 378 and encodes 125 amino acids. NCBI's taxonomy places the organism in Eukaryota, Metazoa, Chordata, Actinopteri, Labriformes, Labridae. The record is from RefSeq and is a predicted model, not a curated record. The transcript is spliced from 3 exons.